Microthlaspi erraticum is the source of this 1086-nucleotide messenger RNA. Lineage: Eukaryota; Viridiplantae; Streptophyta; Magnoliopsida; Brassicales; Brassicaceae. The record is from the annotation of a GenBank genome assembly.
AUGUCUUCCAAAAUUAGGGCAAAGAAGGAAGAAUCACCGUUUCUGGUUAUGUUACUUCCCGAAGAAGUCAUCUUUGACAUCGUAGCGCGUGUACGGAGAUGCGACUAUCCAACACUCUCCCUCGUUUCUAAACACUUCAGGUCGCUUGUUGCGUCGCCUGAGAUCUACACGAGACGAUCAUUGUUGGGAUGCAUUGAAUACUGUCUCUACGUUUCCCUCUUAACCCCCGAGGAUGGUCUCCGUUGUUAUAUUCUCUGCCGGAAAACUAACGGCAAUCGUGCGCGCUUGGCCUUUAUCCCUUCGCUUCCCGAUAUGCCUAGAAUUGGAAAAUUUGUGGCGGUGGGCUCGAAGAUAUAUGUGUUUGGUUAUAAGCAUCAAAAUAUGACAUCGAUAGCCUUAAGCGUCGACUGUAGAUCUCACAAGGUGCAAACCCUCCCCAACAUGCCUAUACCUUUGCUUGUUAGAGUCGCUGAAUUCAUCGAUGGGAAAAUAUAUGUCAUUGGAUAUGGAUCUAACAGGUGGAACAACGUCCUGAUGGUGGUGUUCAAUACAGAAACACAAAUGUGGGAGCCAGAGAUUAUAAAGCCAGACGUGGAGAUACGUCCCGUGCUAUCUGGUCAUGUGGUUGUGAAAGGUGAUAAGAUUUAUACGAAGGAUUAUCGUAAUGGUUUUGUUUACGGGCCAAAAGAAAAUAAAUGGAAAAAGGACGAGAUGGUGAAAUUUAGGAAGUGGGAGUAUGCGUGCGUGGUCGAUGACGUAUUGUACUAUUACGAUUGUGUUGAGAAAAAGUUAAGAAUGUAUGAUCCAAAGAAGAGGUGUUGGGGAGUGGUUAAUGGUUUGGAAGUAAUAUUGUUGGCUAAGACAAUAUAUCCACGGUGGUCAAAGACUGUGAGUUACGGUGGGAAACUUGCUUUGUUUUUUCAUAAACUAGUAGAAGAAGGAAAACCAUGUGAGAUUUGGUGUGCGGAGAUUUCGCUAGAAAGAAGACAAGGAGGGGAGACUUGGGGUAAAGUUGAGUGGUGUGAUCAUGUUAUGACUACUCCUGGGGAUUCUUCUUCAAUCAAAGCUCUCUCUGUUUUGCUUUAA